Medicago truncatula (barrel medic) is the source of this 3087-nucleotide messenger RNA. RefSeq lists its product as uncharacterized. The coding region runs from base 1 to 3087 and encodes 1028 amino acids. The transcript is spliced from 3 exons. The record is from RefSeq and is a predicted model, not a curated record. NCBI's taxonomy places the organism in Eukaryota, Viridiplantae, Streptophyta, Magnoliopsida, Fabales, Fabaceae. Gene Ontology annotation, biological process: telomere maintenance; DNA repair. Gene Ontology annotation, molecular function: DNA helicase activity.
AUGGGUAUUUGUAAGAGGUUUGGUUAUCCGGAUCUGUUCAUUACAGUCACAUGCAAUUCAAAUUGGCCGGAAAUACGUGACUUUGUUACUUCCAAAGGGCUUCAAGCAUCUGACCGACCUGAUAUUGUGUGUAGAGUCUUCAAAAUGAAGUUGGAUGAAAUCAUGGCAGACUUCAAAAAGAAUGAAAUAUUUGGAAAGGUUAUUGCAGGUAUGUAUACUGUCGAGUUUCAGAAGAGAGGCCUUCCACAUGCACAUAUAUUAUUGUGGUUAGAUGGUAAACACAAGUUAAUUACCAGUCGGGAUAUUGACAAGGUAAUAUCAGCUGAAAUCCCCCAUCCAAAGUUAUAUCCAAAGCUACACAGUGCUGUCGCGACAUUCAUGAUGCACGGACCAUGUGGAAAAGCCAAUCUUAAUUCUCCUUGCAUGAAGGUUCAUAGAUGCUCCAAGUAUUUUCCUAAAAAGUAUAAAUUAUCAACAACCAUUGAUGAUGAUGGUUAUCCAACUUACAAGAGACGUGAUACUGGAGUAACUGUGCAAAAAAAUGGUAUUAAAUUGGAUAAUGGAAGUGUUGUGCCUUACAAUCCCUUUCUACUUAUGAGGUAUCAAGGACAUAUUAAUGUUGAAUAUUGCAAUAAGUCCAAUGCCAUCAAAUAUUUAUUCAAAUAUGUCAACAAGGGGCCUGAUCGUUCCAAUAUUGAAAUCACAAAUGGAAAAGGUGUUUCACAUGAAAAAGAACCUAUUGAUGAAAUCAAACGGUUUUAUGAUUGCAGAUAUUUGUCUCCAUCUGAGUCUGCUUGGCGGAUUUUCAAAUUUGACAUUCAUCAAAAGUUUCCAGCAGUUAUCAGAUUGAGCAUUCAUUUGGAAAAUCAACAACCUGUUACUUUUAAAGACAAUAGUUCAAUUGAGAAUAUUGUGAAUUAUCGUGAAAUGAUAGACACAAUGUUUCUUGCAUGGUUUAAGGCGAAUGAAAUAUAUGAAGAGGGUCGUGGUCUGACAUAUGCUGAAUUCCCUUCAAAAUUUGUUUACUUGCCUAAUAAACAAUUGUGGCAACCAAGAAAGCAAGGUUUUAGUAUUGGAAGGCUGACAUAUGUCCCUGUUGGUGCUGGAGAGUUAUAUUACUUGAGAGUAUUGUUGACAAUGCAAAGGGGAUGCACAAGUUACCAAAGUAUUAAAACUGUCAAUGGCAAGAUUUGUAAAACAUUUCAGGAAGUUUGCAAUGAAUUAGGCCUUUUGAAAGAUGAUAAAGAGUUUAUAGAUGGAAUUCAAGAAGCUUUCAACACGGCUACGGGUAAUCAAAUGAGGAAGUUGUUUGUGAGAUUGCUUAACAUGAAUACAAUGAACAACCCACUUGAGGUUUGGAAUUCUACUUGGAAGUUGUUGUCUGAUGGCAUUCUUUACAAUAGAAGAAAGACACUAAACAUUCCAGAUUUACAAAUCUGUGAUGAUGAGUUACAAAACCUUUGUCUCAUUGAGGUUGACAAUUUAUUGAUGGCAAAUGGAAGAUCACUAGAAGAUUACAAAACCAUGCCUACCCCUGAGUUUGAUGAUGUCAUUGAAUUUCAAAAUAAGCUCAUAGCAGAUGAACUCAACUAUGACAGAAAUGAGUUAGGUAUUUUACAUGCAAGUUUGGUUGAAAAACUGACUGAAGAGCAGCAUUUGGUCUAUACAAAGAUAAUGACAUCUGUUUUAUCUGGAGAUGGUCAAUUUUAUUUUUUGUAUGGAUAUGGUGGGACAGGGAAAACUUUUUUGUGGAAAACACUUUCUGCUGCUAUCAGAUCACAAGGAAAAAUUGUGCUUAACGUAGCUUCAAGUGGAAUUGCUUCAUUACUGCUCCUUAAUGGGAAAACUGCUCAUUCAACAUUUUGCAUCCCAUUGGAUAUAAAUGAGAAAUCUACUUGCAAUGUGACACAACUUUCUAUUAGAGCCAAAUUGUUAAGAGCAACCAGCCUAUUCAUUUGGGAUGAAGCUCCAAUGAUGAAUAGAUUUUGUUUUGAAGCUUUUGAUCGAACAAUGAGGGAUUUGAUGAAAAAGGUUAAUAAGGAUAACUGUAAAAAACCUUUUGGUGGAAAAGUUGUUGUAUUGGGUGGAGAUUUCAGACAGAUUCUGCCGGUUGUUAGAAAUGGUCCUAGAGCUGCAAUUGUUAAGGCAACAGUUAGUUCAUCAAAAAUAUGGAAGGACUGCAAAGUAUUGAAGUUGACAAAGAACAUGAGGUUGACCGGUGAUACUACAAACCAAUCACGCAAUGAACUCAAACACUUUGCGGAUUGGAUAUUGAAAAUUGGGGAUGGUUUACUAAAUCCAGAUGAGAAUGGAGAAGCACACAUUCAAAUACCUGAAGAGCUGUGCAUUUUACAUGGUGAGAAUCCAUUACUUUCUUUGGUUGAUUUUGUUUAUCCAGAUAUAGUUAAAAAUAUUGCAAAUGCUAAUUAUUUUGAAGAUCAAGCAAUCCUUGCUCCAACAUUAGAGAUUGUUGAACAAGUAAAUGAUUUUGUACUAUCUAUGAUUCCUGGUGACUCUAAAACUUAUUUAAGUUCUGAUACACCAUGCAAGUCUGAUGAGGAUUACCAGGUUCAAAGCGAUUGGUUUACAUCAGAAUUUUUAAAUGAUGUCAAGUGCUCUGGGAUACCUAAUCAUCGUUUAACUCUAAAAGUUGGCGUGCCUGUAAUGCUUUUGCGGAAUAUUGAUCUAGCAAGCGGUUUGUGCAAUGGUACAAGGCUUCAAGUUAAGGAGUUAGGAAAGAAUAUUAUAACUGCCACCGUUAUCACUGGAAAAAAUAUUGGUGAAAGUGUAUAUAUUCCAAGGAUGGAUUUGGUACCUACUGAUUCCGGUCUACCUUUCAAGUUCUCUCGCCGACAAUUUCCUAUUUGCUUAUGCUUUGCAAUGACAAUAAACAAAAGUCAAGGACAAUCUCUUUCCAAGGUUGGGAUGUAUUUACCUCGACCAGUUUUUACACAUGGCCAACUAUAUGUAGCAAUCUCUAGAGUUACAACAAAAAAAGGUUUGAAGAUGUUAAUCUUAGAUGAAGAUGGGAACACUUGCACUACAACUUUGAAUGUUGUAUAUCCGGAAGUGUUCGAAAAUUUGUAG